Molecule: messenger RNA, 1978 nt
Organism: Vombatus ursinus (common wombat)
Lineage: Eukaryota; Metazoa; Chordata; Mammalia; Diprotodontia; Vombatidae
Gene: PEF1
Product: penta-EF-hand domain containing 1
Exons: 5
Coding region: 387-1241 (284 amino acids)
Biological process (GO): COPII vesicle coat assembly
Molecular function (GO): calcium ion binding
Source: RefSeq, a predicted model, not a curated record
GGACGGCAAGUCAGGCCCCGCCACUCCUUCGGCCUGAUCCAAUAUGGCUGUCGCGGCCUCUGCUUCCCUAGUGAACCAGGACCUAUCCGGAAAAUCCAAGGUGCCUCUUUGAAGUGGAGGAGAAAAGGGCACUAGGGCCUGAAGGCCGACGCUGCGGCCAUAAUAGCCGAAUACAGGCGGAAGGGGCGGUUCUAGCUGGAGCUAACCACCAGGGCGUGGUGAGUGGUAAAUGAGCCUCGCCUCGUUACGUCACAUCCGCCCACAACUAACAGCUGAUACCCUCCAAUCAGAGGCCGAGCUCGCCCUCCCUCCUUCCUCUCGUGAGAACGUGCAGGUCGUGCCUGUCGAGGGGAAGUCCCUCCUCGCGCGGUUACGUCACAGACGCCAUGUCUAGCUACCCGUACGGGCAGGGCUACCCAGGAGCUGCUGGACAGGCCCCCGGAGCCCCACCAGGCAGUUAUUACCCAGGACAUCCGCAGUAUGGAGGGGGGCUACCCCCUGGUGGGGGUUAUGGAGGCCCAGCUCCUGGAGGUCCCUACAGGCCACCAUCUGGUGGCGGGGCCUAUGGACAUCCCAGCCCUGGAGGGCACCCCUCAUCUGCUCCUGGAGGACCCUAUGGAGGCUCUGCCCCGGGAGGUCCCUAUGGCCAGCCUGCUACAAAUCCCUAUAAUACCCCUCAGCCAGGACCUUAUGGGCAAGGCCCAGCAGCAGGCACCAUUCCUCCUGGUGUAGACCCCGAAGCCUACUCCUGGUUCCAGACAGUGGAUUCAGAUCACAGUGGCUACAUCUCUGUGAAGGAGCUCAAGCAGGCUUUGGUCAACUCCAAUUGGUCUACAUUCAAUGAUGAAACCUGCCUCAUGAUGAUAAACAUGUUUGACAAGACCAAAACAGGCCGGAUCGACCUCUUUGGCUUCUCUGCCUUGUGGACCUUCAUCCAGCAGUGGAAGAACCUCUUCCAGCAAUAUGACCGGGACCACUCAGGCUCCAUCAGCUACAGUGAGCUGCAGCAAGCUCUGUCCCAGAUGGGCUACAACCUGAGCCCGCAGUUCACCCAGCUCCUGCUCUCCCGGUACUGCCCUCGUUCUGCCAACCCUGCCAUGCAGCUGGACCGCUUCAUCCAGGUGUGCACCCAGUUGCAGGUGCUGACCGAGGCCUUCCGGGAGAAGGACACAAGCAUGCAGGGCAAUGUCCGGCUCAGCUUUGAGGAGUUCCUCAUCAUGACAGCCUCCCGGAUGUUGUGACUUCAACACAAUGCACGAGUUCUCCUUAGGGGCAGAGCCAAAGGGGAUGCCUAGCCUCGGAGAUCCAGGGACCUUGAAGAACCUUCCCCUGCCUCCCUAAACUGGAAACAGUGAAGGGGUUUCUUCCCUGUCCUCUCCCUGCUCUCACCACUGCCCCCAAAAGAAAGUAGAGCUUCCCUUUCUUUGAGUGGUAACAUUCCCAGAAAGGAGUCUUAGAACCUGAUCGUGACUGCUAUGCUGUGACCAUGGGAGGAGUGACCAGCCCUGUUGGCCCUAGGACCUAGGCCCUAGAGCAAGCAGGAUGGAGACCGCACAGUUGUGGCCAUACUUACCAGUGUGCAGCCGGAAAGAGGAGGCUCAGCCCCUUUGGCUCAAGAUUCCAAGCAACUUGGUCAGCUUAGGCCUUUGUAUCCAGGCAGGUCUUGUGGCCUUUCCUGAUGGCUUACGUCAGCGCUAGCUCAUCUCUUAACCACCGUAUAUAUUCUCCUCAUUUCGUUAUGUGUCAUUUUAUAUUAGACAGACUUGAGUUUUCUGAAGAUGAAACAGAGACCAGGGUAGGGCAUUUCUCAUUGAACCCCCUGCUGCCUGGCCCCGUGCUAUGCCCAUUGCUGCUCAGGUGUUCAGGGGCAGCUGUUGCCUGCUGUUGCCAAUGCAUCUCUAUGUUGUUUUCAGUCUGUACGGGCCAAAAGUCCAGCACAUCAUGAGCUUCAAUAAAGGGGUGCUACCUCACAAGCGCA